This is a messenger RNA of Aspergillus puulaauensis, 1713 nucleotides long. RefSeq lists its product as uncharacterized. Gene Ontology annotation, cellular component: transcription factor TFIID complex. The transcript has 2 exons. The coding region runs from base 1 to 1713 and encodes 570 amino acids. NCBI's taxonomy places the organism in Eukaryota, Fungi, Ascomycota, Eurotiomycetes, Eurotiales, Aspergillaceae. The record is from RefSeq and is a predicted model, not a curated record. Gene Ontology annotation, biological process: DNA-templated transcription initiation.
AUGGCGCAAACGCAACCCCAACAGUUCUCCCAAUCCUUUUCACCUCCGGGUUCCUCUCCCUCUCCCGCUCCGUCGCCGGUCAAUGGAAGCGUUCCACCACCGAACAAGCGACAACGCCUUUCACCUCACCCUCAAUCCUCUCAGUCACCUUAUGCCUCACCCAGCUUUGGAACCUUACAACUACCGCAAAACCAACAACUUGGCGUGAACGGGACAAAUACAAAUGGGAUACCACAAUCACCGGCACCCCCACCUCCUGGCACCAUGGGUCCUCCCUCCCGACCUGUUGACAAACCAACAGACGCAGCUGAUCUAACGGAUGUGUUGGCCUCUUCUGGAAUUGAUGUAAGGGAAGAGGAGGCAUUUCUCACCAGCAGUUACUCUGCUCCUGGUUUGCAAGCGCAGCAACCACCCCGACCUCAACAGCCUCUCCCCCCACAGCAACAGCAGCAACAACCUCCUCCUCUCCCUUUAAAUACAUCAUUUACCUCACAAACGUCGACUACCGGAACACCAUCCAAUACUCCAAGUUUCAGUGAGGCCUCACAAUACAAACCUCCAGGGACACAAGAAUCCUUCUAUACAGAGCCAUCAACCCAGCCUCCCGCGCCUUUUAUCGACCCGAAUGAACCGAGUCGAGAAGAUACUGAGGCAGCCAGACGUGCGCAGUAUCACUUACAAGAGCCGUUCCUGUUGACCAAGAUUCUCGAACAGAGGCUCCAAAAACGGGGUUUCGAGCUUGGCGUGCGCAUACCGUCGGAAGGCUUGUUCCAUCCAGUACCAGGCCGUCCACAGCCAAUUGAAGUAACUGGACCGGAUGGCUCGUCCGUCGUGCGUACUGGUCAGACAAUUCUGAACCAGGAAGGCGCACCUCUCGUGGAUAUACUCAAUCUGAUGUCCAUAUCAUGUGAGGAGCGGCUACGGACUGUGGUCGAUUAUUCCUCAACACUCGCGAAAAGUAGACGAGCGCAUUCUCAUGGGGCUGUUCCGAUUGAAUACGAAGACCUAGCAUCGGCAAGUGAUAACGUUAAUGGAGGAAAGGAUGGCCCUCAAACGCCUUGUCUUAAAAGACCCCAUUCGGACACACAACCAGGAGCAAAAUCACUGUCGGAUAAAUGUCGUCUCUUGGUGGAUAAGGAUGCUUCUUACGAGGAGGCCAGGGCAGCGAAACGUGCAAAACGUAGCGCAAGUGCGAUCCUUGGGGAUGGCGGAACACCAAGGCCCGAUGCAGUUGAUUUGCCUGGUUCUGGUGCAUCGACCCCUAUUGGCGAUCGAGCUCCCAGCUUGGAUAAGAAAGGAAUGUCAAAGAAGGAAGCCAGAAAGGCAAUGGAUGCAAAAGCAAACGAAGCCCAGCAACAUCAGCAAUCCGUUGAAACGGCGCGCAUGGCUACUCAGACUAUGAUGUCGGGAGGUAUGUUUGGAAAAAAGAAAACAUAUUCCUGGCUCCAACGUGGCCCGUCUGCUGGGAGUGGCUUUUCUACGCCAACGCGUGCCAACCCUCCCACUCCAACCGCGAAUACAGAAAAGCCAACCCGCCCGGGAGAACCUGCGGCUGUUCCCACUAAACGAUUGGGAGCGUGGCGGGAGGAUAAGGAGAAGGGAUCUGGAAUACAGGUUCGAGAUAUCCUCUAUAUGCUGGAGCUCGAUGGAAGAGCGUCUAGGCACAUCCAGAAAGUAUACUCGAAAGACUUGAAGGAAGACAAAGCAGACUGA